AUGUUAAAACUGUGUAAUGGGAUCAGUCGAAUUGAUCAACUGUCAACUGUCUUCUUACAAUCAACCUUCUCAGAGAUGGUUGCAAAACUAUAUCAUCAAAUCAAUGCAGCAGUCAAGGCCUUAGAAGAUGUGAAGAAUACCCUUACACCUGGUUUGACAAGGCGGUUGAACAAGAUCUUCAAGAAUAGCAUGGUUCAGGCAGAAUUGAACGUGUACUAUGAGAAUGAACUUGCAGAUCAUUAUUAA
Messenger RNA from Blastomyces dermatitidis ER-3, 246 nucleotides. RefSeq lists its product as uncharacterized. Lineage: Eukaryota; Fungi; Ascomycota; Eurotiomycetes; Onygenales; Ajellomycetaceae. The record is from RefSeq and is a predicted model, not a curated record. The transcript has 2 exons. Bases 1 to 246 code for a protein of 81 amino acids.